Molecule: messenger RNA, 1019 nt
Organism: Pangasianodon hypophthalmus (striped catfish)
Lineage: Eukaryota; Metazoa; Chordata; Actinopteri; Siluriformes; Pangasiidae
Product: ecto-ADP-ribosyltransferase 5-like
Exons: 3
Coding region: 191-964 (257 amino acids)
Molecular function (GO): NAD+ poly-ADP-ribosyltransferase activity; NAD+-protein-arginine ADP-ribosyltransferase activity
Source: RefSeq, a predicted model, not a curated record
GCCAUAUAGGGAAAUAAACAAUAAGCCAUAUAGGGAAAUAAACAAUUAUUACCUGUAGGUACGCAGAUUGAAGGAGCAUCGGUGGUGAUUGUUUGAGCACCUCCUAGUUCUGCAUGGUAGCUUAUAGGAAAAAGAAACUGGUCUUUUUCUUACUAUUAAAGAAUCCUUGAAACCAUCAGAGCUAUUAACAAUGAACACAGCUGUGAAGGUUUCCACCUUUGCCAAAAAUGUUGCCACUGCAGUCAUCAUCAUUUCAGUUGUUUGCUACGCAGAGAACCUGAAAUGGAUAUCAGAUUCUGUCAUUAGACUGGACAUGGCAGAAAAUUCUGUUGAUGACCAAUUUAUAGGCUGCGAAGACGAAAUGUACGAGCGGAUUACAGAGGAGAUUCUACCAAAAGAGUUAAUCUCUAAUGAAAAUUUUAAAAAAAUUUGGGCAAAUUACUCAAAUUUUACUGAUAAUUUUACAAGAAUAAUAAAGGUCUACACAGACUCAGGUUCAGGCCUUCAUAGUCUGUUCAAUGAAGCUGUGAGCUCAGGCAGAGGGAAUUAUGUCAGUAAUUUCACCUAUAAAGCCUUUCAUUUCUUGCUAACACGAGCAGUACAAAUUUAUCAAGUAAAGAAAUGUACUGAUGUUUUCCGCAGAACCAAUGUUAGUUUUGAUACAAACGUUCUUGACCAUGAAAUGCGAUUUGGCAGGUUUGCAUCAACUUCACUUAGAACUAACAUGUCAGAUACAUUUGGUGAAACCUCCUGUUUUAAGGUUACUACAUGCUUUGGUGCAAACAUAGCCAAAAUUUCUGCGCUCCCUAAAGAGGAAGAGGUGCUAAUCCCACCUUUUGAAAAAUUCAAAAUCACAAAGAUUGAAAAAAACCAGAUGAAGUGUAGUGUCAUUUAUACUCUACAGAGCACUGGGGAGUGUAGUAUUAUGAACUGUGCGCUACUUAAAAAAGAAAAAAAAAAAUAAAAUGUAGGUGCAAAUGUGUUGAUGUUAAUAUAGCAUCACUGCUAACACUGCUGGA